This is a messenger RNA of Coprinopsis cinerea okayama7#130, 1980 nucleotides long. RefSeq lists its product as hypothetical. The transcript has 19 exons. NCBI's taxonomy places the organism in Eukaryota, Fungi, Basidiomycota, Agaricomycetes, Agaricales, Psathyrellaceae. The record is from RefSeq and is a predicted model, not a curated record. Bases 1 to 1980 code for a protein of 659 amino acids.
AUGAAUAGCCCGCCUUUGGUCGUAGCAGUGGAGUCGACCAUCGACAUUGGCAAGACGUAUGGCGCGCUGCUGCUGGGUGCCGCUGGAUCGUUCGGGUUGAGCGGGGUUGUUUCGACCCAGUGUGUGGUAUUCUACAAGCGGUAUCCCAAGGACUCGCUGAGGACGAAGUUGAUGCGUUAUGGAUUCAGCAACCUCCUACCGAGCCUUAUAGAUCAUCGAAGGAUACUGGAUAUCGCACACACUUCGUUCGUCUUGGUGGCAAUCUACGACUAUUUCGUGAAAAACUACGGUAACGCUGCAAAUGUGGACAGUAUUCCUUGGUCUCUCGCACUCUCCAUCGUAGUCACUGCACUGCAAACACUGCUCGUCCAUUGUUUCUUCGCAGAAAAGAUUCUACGCUCGAGCCGGAAUAACUGGUUUAUUACCGCGCCUAUUCUCAUACUCGCCGUGCUCAGGCUAGGUUUCCCUGAUUACUCUACUCCCACACCAACCUAUCACUCAGCUUACCCGGUGUCCAGUCACGACUGCCAACAUGAUCCGGCUAGGCCGAUUCUCGUCAUUCAUGGUCGUCUUUCCUCGGGCCUCACACUCUCCGCUGCCAUCGACAUCCUUAUCACCGGAUGGCUCUGCUACUUUCUCAGAGAGAUUCGUACACGGAUCGGGCCUCAUGCUACAGUGAUGAUCCGGAUGGUGGACACCCUCACACUUUACACACUCGAGAACGGGGCUUUGACUUGCUUCGCUGCGAUUGCUUCCCUGGUCUGUUGGCUAACAAUGCCGCACAACCUCAUCUUCAUGGGUCUACAUUUCGUCAUUUCCAAACUAUACGCCAACUCCCUUCUGGCUUCUCUCAACAUGCGGAACGACCUUAAGCAAAUCCAAGGGCGGUUAAGGAUUAACAUUACAGGCCAGACGACGGAUUAUGGGAAGGACGAUGGGAGUCCUGAGUCGGCCCUUCGGUGGAUGGACGAGUGCGGCACUAGAGCGCUCAUCACCGCCGCCGGCGCUUAUUGGUGCUAUCAUGUACCGAACUUUGCUUUACCUUGGUCCUGUGCUUCUCUGUCGAUCUUCAGGAUUCAAAACAGCAAAUCAAUAGCGAGUACCAACUCGACGCAUUACGACUACAAUUACUAUGGUCAACGAGAUGGUUUGUCGAAGUCGAACCAGUACACGCUCUCUGAUCUAGGCAACGCCGGUAGAGGUAGGAAUCCCACUACUCGAUACAUAUCCAACGACGCAGGAGCAAGAGCAGCAGAAGGGGCAGAGAGAGAAGGUAGACCGCGGAUACGAAGACGAAUCCCACAAGAACCGACGACGAUUAUCCAGUUCAGGCCUGCUUCGUCGUAUUAUUGGAAUGUGGUUGCGCACCGGGUGCAGGGUGGGGGGUUGGCGUCGGGUGGGCAGCGAAGUGGUGGACUCGGAGGUAGAGGAAGAGGGGGAGGAGGAGGAGGAGGAGGAGGAGGAGGAGGAGGAGGAGGAGGAGGAGGAAGUGGGGUGUUGCUGGAGGAGGGACAGGCGAGGGGACACGGACAAGCGGAGGGAGAGGAAGACGCCGAGGUGCAGAGUCAGAGUCAAAGAGGGAGAGAGGGUAAGGAUAAGGAUGUGGAGGAGGGGAUGGGUAGAGAGCGAGAGGGAGUGGAAGAAGGAGAGGGGGGAGAAGAGGUAGAAGGGAACUUGAAGCGUCCGCCUACCCGACAUGGCCCGCCUCCACCGCCGCCUUCGAGUACUUGGAGAACGUCGUAUCCCCCGAGACCAUCGCAUUCUUCGACCUUCGACUUCUGCCUUGACUUCACCAUCGGCCCCGCCUUUGACUUUGCCCUCAACUUCACCCCAAGCACCGUCUUAGACUUGAAGGGCAACGUCGAUUCCUCCAGCUACAACUUCUCGACCUCCUUUGUCGAGCCAAGCCGUCAAAAGGAACUCGAGAUCUUGAAUAUCGCGGUCUCCGCUUCUCGAAGAUCCUUCGUGAAGGCUGAUUAA